Colletotrichum karsti is the source of this 1401-nucleotide messenger RNA. Its product is annotated as set domain protein. The transcript has a single exon. Gene Ontology annotation, cellular component: nucleus. Gene Ontology annotation, biological process: peptidyl-lysine monomethylation. Lineage: Eukaryota; Fungi; Ascomycota; Sordariomycetes; Glomerellales; Glomerellaceae. The record is from RefSeq and is a predicted model, not a curated record. Gene Ontology annotation, molecular function: protein-lysine N-methyltransferase activity. The coding region runs from base 1 to 1401 and encodes 466 amino acids.
AUGGACGAGCUAACGACAUGGGCGAAAUCCCAUGGCGCAGCCCUCCAUCCGUCAGUCGAAAUAUUCAACGACUCAGAUACCGGCAACUCCUUCCGCGUCUCCGUUGAUGGCGCCGGUGUCAAACCCGGCGAUACGGUCGUCACCUGCCCCCUGGGCCUUACGCUAUCCUAUCUCAAUGCCACCACCACACCCAACCCAGGCUUCCACCACGAUGGCACCAACACACCCUUCCCUCCGUCAUUCCUCGAUAACGUUCCACCACACGUUAUUGGUCGCUUCUUCCUCAUCCACCAGUACCUCCUCGGCAAGGACUCCUUCUGGUACCCUUACAUCAAAACACUCCCUCUGCCCGGCAACCUCCAGUCAUGGAUCCUCCCUCCGCUAUGGCCCUCGGAUGAUAUUGAGCUGCUGGAGGACACCAACGUUCACGUCGCCAUCACCGAAAUCAAGGCGCGUCUGAAAGCCGAGUACAAGCAAGCCAUCGCCGCCUUCGGCGAAGACCCUGCUCGAAGGGACUACACCCGCCUCCUCUACAACUGGGCCUACUGCAUGUUCACCAGUCGGAGCUUCCGCCCGUCCCUGGUCAUUCCCGCUAGUCGCCAGCACACACUCUCGCUACCUGAGGGAUGUGCCAUCGACGACUUCUCCCUCCUGCUGCCGCUGUUCGAUGUAGGCAACCACUCCCCGUUAGCCAGAAUCUCGUGGGACCACCCGGAAGAUACCGCGGAUAUCUGCGCUUUGAAGACGCUGGACGCCUACCAACCGGGAGACCAGGUGUAUAACAACUACGGCACCACCAAGACGAACGCCGAACUGAUGCUAGGCUACGGCUUUCGGAUUCCCGAAUCGGAGGGUCUUCAUAACGACUACAUCCACGUCCAGAAGAGGGGUGGCGGACAAUCAUCGGAUGAGGGUUCUAAGGUGGCGAAGUCGAAAGAUUAUCUCAUCUCCCUUCGGCCGGUGACAGAUCCCAGCUCUGUAGCAGUCCGAUCCACGCAGCUUCUGCAGAACGUCGACGUCGAGAAGGUGUUGCCGCCCUUCAGACACGUCCAGGACGUCAUGGUCUGGGAGCUUAUCCAAGCGCAGACGACGGAAGAGCAGAGGGAAGAGAUGAUACCCGUCCCUGAAGGCAUCAGCGGCGCUGAGGCGGACCUGGCACGUCUCCUCAUGGUCCUGUACGGUCAAGUACCCGACGCUACCCAGCCUCUUCUGGAACAGACCGUUGCCAUUAUUCAGCACAAGGUCUUUCAGGAGCUGGAACGUCUUGACCAGUCAGAAUUCGAGCUUGAAGAGUCGGAGGCAACGAGGGAUCAGCUCAUGGCAUGCCAGUAUCGGAGACAGUGUAGAAAGGUCCUCAUGAACGUACUUGAGUCCAUGGGAAUGACGGAAGAAUCAGCAUAG